UGUAACUCCACUUGAGCCCAGGUAAAAGCAGGUAAUUAGAACAACGAGGAAGGCUUUACUGGACUUACCGUGUCGCUUCUUUCAGCUGCGCGAGCGUAGGGCCGGUCAUGAAUCCGCCGCAGGGGAGUGACGAGCGGGUGGUUUUCACGCAGCUAAAGCCGGUGAGGAUGUCCAGAGCAGCGGACGGUGCCGAGGACUCAUCCGUGUUUGAGGACGUUAAACCCGGGGCCCAGUUGGAGAUGGACAAAUACCUCCCGCAGAUCACCAGCUCGCUCUUGAGUCCUGCCAUCAACCUGACUGACAAGAAGUACCGGCGGGAGAGCGCCUCUGUGGUGGACGAGUACUUCUCUGAAGACAAGCCCGGUGCCCCCUACAGCCUCAACAUCAACGUCAUCCUCCCCAGCUCCGGCCACCUGCGCACAGGCCUCUAUCGCCACAACGUCAAGACCCUGGCCCCCACGCAGAUCAAGACCGAGCCCGGACUGGAGGUGCCCUGCUCUUCUGCCAGCACCCAGGCCCUGCCGGAAUUCACCUCAGUGUUCAAUGUUCCCCCCGUGGUCAAUGGUGUCUUCAUCAAGCCGGACCUGAGCUCUGGGGCUGUCACCCUUUCUGGCGGGUCACAGUCACAACAGAGUUUGGACACAGAGCUUCAUAUCGGACCCCAGGCCCCUCAGCCGCAGGUCUACCACAUGCCAGUCAACAACGCGGCAGACCUUACCAUGACUCUGUCCCACUCCGUACCCACGGCGUCUGGUUCUCGGACCAUGCUGAACCUCGGCAAUGCCAGCAAUGGGGGUGGCUACAUGUUGGCCGAGCACCAGUUGGGAGCGCAUCACGGUUACUACCAGGCGUCUGCCGCCCAGCAUGCAGGCCCACACAGCUUGCCACCCUCGCCCCCAAACUCGCAACCGGGCAGCCCUGAUGCUCAGCCCGAACUGCUGAGUUUGGCCAGCCAGCCGCCGCCCCCAUACCAACAGCAUCUAGUGGGCGGGAUAAAAGUGACGGGGUUGUCCCCUCACGCCAUGCUGAUGACACACGGCCAGGGCGUCCUGACAGGGCCCAAAUACAACAGGCGGAACAAUCCAGAGCUGGAGAAGAGGAGGAUUCAUUUCUGCGACUACCCAGGCUGCACAAAAGUUUACACAAAGAGCUCGCAUCUGAAGGCGCAUCAGAGGACGCACACAGGCGAGAAGCCGUACCGCUGCACGUGGGACAACUGCGACUGGCGCUUCGCCCGCUCCGACGAGCUGACCCGACACUACCGCAAACACACGGGCGCCAAACCCUUCAAGUGCGUGGCCUGCAGCCGAUGCUUCUCGCGCUCGGACCACCUGGCCCUGCACAUGAAGCGCCAUCAGAACUGAGAAACCCCCAAAUAGAGCCCGGUGGGAUCCACCGCAGGAAGCACGGACAAGUGGGAAAAUUUCACCGUAGACUAUUUUUCUUCUUUGUUUUUUUCCUAACCACAAUACAUUUGGUCAAAAUUAACUUGACAAAUUACUAAAGAAAUGUAAAUAUGGCAAGUGAAGCACAAAAUCUCUGAUUCACACACAAUAAAAAAAGUGAAGUCACGGCAAGUGUUGUGUGAAACCUAUGCCAAGGUCAAACUGUUUUUGUCAACUCACACGUUGGCAUUUAGCCGUUGAAAUUUGUUCCGUUUUUAACGUGGGAAAAAAAAUCUCAUUGAACCCUAGAAAUUUUAGCUUCUUCCUUGACGCAUGCAUCACAUUUCCACAAAAAUUUUGUGAAAAUUGGUUACGUUUUUGACAAAAUUGUCAAAAUCGGUUGCAUUUUUUUUUUUUUUUUACUAAAUUGAAUCCAAAUCGAUUACGCUUUAGACCAAAUUUUGUCAAAAUCAAUUGUUUUUGACUUAAGAAAUGACCCCCAAAAAAACUCAUGACAAGUGGAAUGCAAUAGCCUCCUUCUACCAAGGCCCCCAAAAAUCUCAGAUUCGAGCUUAAAAAAAAAAAAAAAAAAAAAAAAGCAAGCUUCUUCCUUGAAUCAUGCAUCAUCUUUCCACAAAAUUUGGUUGAAUUCUGAUACAUCUUUAACUUGACAAAAAAAUGUAACAUCAUGGCAAGUGGACUUUGAAACCUUCACUGAGGCCUCCAUUUUUUUUCCUUGACUCUCGCCACUCCUUUGUUUUUGUUAAAAAAAUACUAUUAAAAAAACUAACUAACAAGUGUGGGGGGAAAAAAAACUCAAGGCAGAAGAAUAAUUCGUAGAUAUGCACGAGAAUUUUGAUGACUUAUUUUUUUUCCCCAACUGUUGACAUUGGGCAACGUCAAACGAUGAAAAAAGUAAACUCCCGAGUGGGGAAUUCAUUAAAUCUGCUGCGAACAAAAACAAUUACGUGUUUUAACUUUUAUUAACUCAUGCUCCAACUUGCCGCAAAAUUUCAUCGAAAUCGGUUCUGUUGCUUUCACGAAAAAACACAAACUCAUCAAGACUUUUUUGCAAUAUUGACAAAAGUACUAGCAGCAGAAAUAAUUAAACUGGUUAUUUCUUGGCUAAUGCGCUACGUAUACAAAAUUUCUUCAGAAUGUUACGUUUUCAAUUACGACAACAACAAAAAAACUUGUCAGAGCAAAUCAGGCAAACUACUUUUUUGCCUUUGUAUACAUUGUCAUUUUCAUUUUGUAUACAGUCUUUACUCAUUCAUUGGUGAGAUUUUGUCUGUGCUAAUUCUUCCUUUUUCACUAUAAAUUUCCAAACUUUCUGUUGGACAGGUGGAUGCCCCACUUCACUGUCAUUGUAAAUAUGUUUAUAUAUCUAUUGUGCCUACGAGGAUAUUUUUUAAAAAAAAUGAAUGUAUUUAGAUUUAUAGUAUACUUGACUUUGUUUUCUUUCCACGUUUUGUUGAUAAGAGUCAAAACUUCUCAAGUGUGUUUAAGGGGAGAAAACAAAAAGGAAUAAAAUAGAAUUGGAAUUAGUCAUGGACUGGUUCUGCCUGUUUUGGAGGUGACGGAGCAUAGUGGUUAGCUGAUGUUUGUGUUGGUUGCUUCCGAUGGCAACCAAGUGAACUAAUCAACAAUUUUAUAAUGUCCAUUUUUUUUUUAAUCAUUUGGAAAAAAAUAGUUUUAACCCCCCCCACCCAUCAAUUCACCAUGGUUAAAUCUUUUAUUUCAAUGCAUAAAAGCCCUUUUUUAGUUUGUUUGUUUUUGGUUUUUUUUAAAUGGCUUUGCAAGGAUUCAAGUUGUCCAACUGGAGCAUGGACAUAAACGGCAGCAAAAAAAAAAAGUGUAAUUUAAAAAAUGUUUUCAUGGCUUUUGUAAAUAUUUCUAUGGUUUUUACUUCAUCUCAUCAGCAUUUGAAUGUUGAAUCGGUAUGUUCAUCAAGAGCCUUUGUGGUGUUUUCUAUUUUUUGAGUUAAAGUUUUUUGAGAUAAUAAAAAAUGACCUACAUGACUUUUUCCCUUCUCUUUUAAAUAUGAGCAGUGGAAACUGUUAAUCUAUUAAUUUUAUUUUAUCUGUGAACUUUUUUUUAACUACCCAACAAUAGCAUGUAUCUCCAAAUUUUGUACAAUUUCUGUUUUCAUCUGAAAUAUAGCAAAUGUUUUUUUUUCUAAUAAAAACAUACUUAUUUUUA
Phyllopteryx taeniolatus (common seadragon) is the source of this 3587-nucleotide messenger RNA. RefSeq names its product Kruppel like factor 5 like (gene klf5l). Lineage: Eukaryota; Metazoa; Chordata; Actinopteri; Syngnathiformes; Syngnathidae. The transcript is spliced from 5 exons. The record is from RefSeq and is a predicted model, not a curated record. Gene Ontology annotation, biological process: regulation of transcription by RNA polymerase II. Gene Ontology annotation, molecular function: DNA-binding transcription factor activity, RNA polymerase II-specific; RNA polymerase II cis-regulatory region sequence-specific DNA binding. The coding region runs from base 108 to 1364 and encodes 418 amino acids.